Molecule: messenger RNA, 371 nt
Organism: Funneliformis caledonium
Lineage: Eukaryota; Fungi; Glomeromycota; Glomeromycetes; Glomerales; Glomeraceae
Source: the annotation of a GenBank genome assembly
AUGGAUAAUUUAAGGCGUAGACAUAUUACUUCUUUCCAAAAUGGAGUCUUGGAACCAAUUGUAUUCGACGAUAAACGAAAAUCUAUGAAAUCGAUUCUUUUAUCCUCUAUUAAAUUACAAAAGACAAUAGCGCCGGUUCUAUCUACGAUUCGAAACUUUUACAAUAAAUAUUACAAUACCAUUCAUCCUCUAUGCUUCACUUUCUUAUCUUUUUUGACGAGAUUUUAUUUAAUAUCAUUGUCAGAUGUCGUAAUGUGGGAUGAGUCACAUUUUGGCAAAUUUGCAUCGCAUUAUCUUAAUCGAGAAUUUUACUUUGAUGUACAUCCACCUCUUGGUAAAAUGAUAGUCGCAUUAGCAGGAUGGCUUGCUGG